Molecule: messenger RNA, 2115 nt
Organism: Annulohypoxylon maeteangense
Lineage: Eukaryota; Fungi; Ascomycota; Sordariomycetes; Xylariales; Hypoxylaceae
Product: arginine metabolism regulation protein II
Exons: 2
Coding region: 1-2115 (704 amino acids)
Biological process (GO): positive regulation of transcription by RNA polymerase II
Cellular component (GO): nucleus
Molecular function (GO): DNA-binding transcription factor activity, RNA polymerase II-specific; transcription cis-regulatory region binding; zinc ion binding
Source: RefSeq, a predicted model, not a curated record
AUGGCAGGGGCUGACUGUAUCGCUAUUCGAUCAUUCGGAGGUUGUGAUACUUGCCGAAGUCGACGGGUCAAAUGUGACGAAGCUAGGCCUUUCUGUCUUCUUUGUAGGACGACAGGUCUGACUUGCCAAGGCUAUGGGAAAAACAUAUUUUUCGCAUCCGACGGCGACGACGGCGAUGACGACAUCACUGGGAAAGGGGGUCGCUUUCGGCGGCUUCUUUUCACUGAGGCAGAACGUAGGGAUAUGAGCCGGCGGCUUACUUCGAGCAUACCGCCACCUUUAGUAGCAUCGCAGCUUUCGCACCUAGAAGAACAAUGCGCGAAAGCCACCCCCGGAGAGGUUAUCGAACUGCUAGAUGGGCCAUUUGGUGUGUUCCGGGCUUUCCUUACUCAGAGAAGCCAUACCCAACUCGAAAUUCCGCAUUCGAGGCAUUCACCAGAAGAAGUGGUCGACGAUCCUGCUAUGAACCAGGAUUGGUCAUCUGAUCUUUUGGAUACUAUCUUUGACAGCUCUACACAAGAACUUUUACCUCCUACAUCGAGUAUCUACAAUAUCACCGAUAUAACUGACGCGGACGCAACUUCAGAAGAGCUUCGCGAAAUGGAACCAACGAUUGAAGUGAAAAAUACACAUCUCUGCAUUACCGGCCAGGGGGCCUUCGGAGACCUAUCGUCAUCGUCCGGCGACUGUUUUUCGUCUAGUACCAUAGACUUCGGCAUCAAUUCAUUUACCACCUACGACCCUAUGACGGCACUCAUGGGUGUUCCCACACCAAUCCCCGGGGACGCCGUGUUUCUACUCAAACAUUACACUUCCAACAUCGUGAACUUCAUCACCCCAUUCGGCCAUACCAAGACACCGUGGCAUACCCUAUUCAUCCCUCACGUUAAGAGCUGCCUGGCUGCCUUGACAAUGGGUGAAAAUCUAACCUAUGCGAGCUUGACGAUAUUCUUCGGUACCUUGGCAAUUAGUGCCUCUAGCCUCGGAAGAAAGACACAGGACCAGUCGUCGAUAUGGCUCGAACGAGCAAAGGUGUACGAAAGGAAAGCUCGCGAAUACUGCCGAGCAACAUUGGAGACGGCUUAUUAUAUACCAAAAUUGGCCAAGUAUAAGACUAUAUUGAUGGCUCUUCUUACCCUCGUUCACCUAUAUAGCGUUACCGGGAGGCGAAAACGCGUUGACUUUUAUUUCGUAGAGGCCGAAAAGUUCAUCCGUCUCAGAGGUUUAAGUCGUCAAAAGUCGCGCAAAGUACGCUUGCUUCAUCACUGCUACGCAUUCCAACGAGUGUUCUACGAGAGUCUAUGCAUCAGCAACAAUAAUCCCCAUCGGCACGAAGUUCAAAGAGCUAUAGAAUCAAGUGAUUCCAUUGUCUACAGCCAGGAUAGCCUUUCCUUCCAGGUAUCCCGAUGGCGUGAUCUAGCUCAGGAGAUGCUCAAAUCGAAAACUCGGGAAGAGGGAGAGAAUGACUUGCAUCUUGAGCGGCCCGGGAUGUGGCCCGCCACGUUAUAUCCCGAGAUCUACGGUGUCCCCGAACCGUUGAUCUACCUACUGUCAUGCAUAAUACGGCUAGGGAAGGAGAAGGACAGCGUCGGGCAAGGCGUCGCACAAACGGGCUCGGAUAUCGCCGAAUUUUUAAGUCGUGCGAAGAAUCUUGAGAACUGCAUAAAGCAACAUCGAGAGCAGGGGAGUACCUCAGCUUUUCAACUUCAGUACUCAGAAAUGGCGAAAGUAGACCACCUCGCGAACAUAAUUAGCGCGGUACAGAAUGCGUUGGCGAUCUACUUUUACCGCCGCAUUUACGACAUAGAUUCGGCGCUACUUCAGCCCAUGGUCUCAAAUGUACUUGAAUCACUCACGCGCCAUCAAUGUGAUGGUUCCGGGAUCGCAGGUGGUUCUUUGAGUCUCAUCUGGCCGGCAUUCAUAGCUGCUUGCGAAACUGAAGACGCUACAAUGCAGACCGCAUUCUCGGACUGGUUUGAAACGUGCAUGCGUAGUAGCGGCCUUGAUACAUUUACGGUCACGAUGAAGACCAUUAGAGAAGCUUGGAGAGAAAAACCCUGCUCUCGAAACUCGUGCGUGUCGUGGAUCGAUAUGGCUAAACGCAAGCCUGGAUAA